Striga hermonthica is the source of this 297-nucleotide messenger RNA. NCBI's taxonomy places the organism in Eukaryota, Viridiplantae, Streptophyta, Magnoliopsida, Lamiales, Orobanchaceae. The record is from the annotation of a GenBank genome assembly.
AUGAAGAAGGACGAGACUGUGAAGAUGAUAAGUGCCGAAGGUUUCGAAUUCGUCGUCGACAAGAACGCUGCCAUGGUUUCUCAGACCAUCCGCAACAUGCUCACUUCUCCAGGUAGUUUUGCUGAGACGGAGCAUGGAGAGGUGACGUUUCCGGAGAUAAGCGCGGUUAUUCUGGAGAAGAUUUGCCGGUACUUCUACUGGUCUCUUCAAUAUGCCAGUGGCAAGGAAACUGAGUUCCACAUCGAACCAGAGCUGACUUUGGAACUCAUGAUGGCGGCUAAUUAUCUGCAUACAUAA